AAACUUAACCAUGGCGUGUCCUUUCAUAGAUGAGGUGGUGGAUGAGGGAGCUAUAGUCUUGCGGAGGGCAUUUCAAAGAGAGAGAACUUUCAGAGACAGGUCAGACCCAUUGGCUUUUAAUGACAGCUACCUGUAUGAGCGAUAUAGGUUCUCAAGAGAUGGGAUUGCAUAUAUUUGUAGAUUACUAAGCCCACACAUUGCAAAUAAUACAUGCCGCAACAGAGCGCUCACAGUCCCACAGACGGUGUGCAUUGCACUUCGCUUUUUUGCCAGUGGAACAUUUUUGUACACAGUUGGAGAUGCAGAGAAUAUCAGCAAAGCAUCAGUUUGCCGCUCUGUACGAACUGUGUACCUUUCUUUAAAAAGCCUACUCAAUGUGUUCAUCACAUUCCCUGGCCACAAAGCUAUUCGUACCAUUAAACAUGCCUUUUAUGGAAUAGCUGGUUUCCCAAAUGUUAUCGGUGCAUUGGACUGCACCCAUGUGCGUAUUAAGUGUCCGUCUGGUCCACAUGAAGCGGACUUUGUGAAUAGGAAAUCAGUACACAGCAUCAAUGUACAGAUGAUUAGUGAUGCAGAUUGCAUCAUCACAAAUGUAGAGGCCAAAUGGCCAGGCUCUGUGCAUGACUCCAGAAUCUUUAGAAAGGUGGAAAGUGAUCAAAAAGGUUACAGUAAUCAGCAGAUCCAGUCGGUGUCCAGACGAGAUGGUGGACCUGCACCCAGGAAUGACCACAAUACAUCCCUGAAUGUCAGCGGAGACCAUGUCAACUAG
Messenger RNA from Labeo rohita (rohu), 769 nucleotides. RefSeq names its product putative nuclease HARBI1. Lineage: Eukaryota; Metazoa; Chordata; Actinopteri; Cypriniformes; Cyprinidae. Bases 11 to 769 code for a protein of 252 amino acids. The record is from RefSeq and is a predicted model, not a curated record. The transcript has 4 exons.